UAGCAGCAAACAUCCCGUGUGCCAACCACCCGCCAAAGUUUGAAACGGUUUGUUUGGGAAGAACUCGGUGAAGAUGGCGGACAGAGAAACUAUGUCAAAAACGAAACACCGACAGAAAAAAUUGGACAUCACUUUUGAGACGUCCAGCACAGAUUCCACUUUCUGUGGAUUCUUCAAAAAGCACCAACAGAAAACGGGAAACGGCUCAAUUGACUCCAGUGUUGUGGAAGAGAGACUGUUCGGCCACGCAGAGGAGGACGUGGACGACGGACCUGUGGUCUUCAUCUGCGGGAAAUGCAAGUUACCUGUGGGGGAUUCACUGUCCUGGGACGGAAGUGAUGAUGGACAAAACCAGAUCCGACUGAAGCGGGUCACUGACAAUGUCAUGGUCGGGCAGGAGAGUCGACUGUAUGGAACAAGGAAAGACUCGUGUCUGAUCAUGGAUCUCGAGUGUACAUCCUGCCAAUCUGUCAUCGGCAUGGUUUACACGUCCACGCCGAGGCAACUGGACCACAAGAGAUUUGCUUUCUAUUUCAAUGUUGCAAGCAUUGACAGCUAUGUUCUUGGCUCGGCAAACCAAAUGUUGGCAGCAGAGGGCCCCGAAGAGCAGCCGGUCACACUGGAGCACAGAGGCAUUGUUGAACAACAGCUAACGGAGAUGAAAAUGCUGGUCCUGUCCAUGGCGCAGAGGCUGGAGGAAAUCGAAGUUGCCACUCAGGAGGAAUGUGACGGGGUGUGACGGUGAUGGAGGUCAGCCUGUAUGGGUGGUUCUCAUCCAGGUGUAUUUGUUUAUUUUCACACGUAUACCCUCACUCAUUGCAUUUACAUUAAAGCUCCCUCUUAAGUUUUAAUUCAA
This is a messenger RNA of Solea senegalensis (Senegalese sole), 856 nucleotides long. RefSeq names its product MIS18 kinetochore protein A (gene mis18a). The record is from RefSeq and is a predicted model, not a curated record. Gene Ontology annotation, cellular component: chromosome, centromeric region; chromatin; nucleus. Gene Ontology annotation, biological process: CENP-A containing chromatin assembly; chromosome segregation. Bases 74 to 739 code for a protein of 221 amino acids. Lineage: Eukaryota; Metazoa; Chordata; Actinopteri; Pleuronectiformes; Soleidae. The transcript has 5 exons.